UUGCAGUGUAUUAGUGUUGUCACAAAAUAACUUGCGUUGUUUGGUUACAUAUAAAUACGGUAUAUAUACAGUAAGUGGCUUGAAUAGUUAUUCUGUUGUUGUGCUUACAAGUUUUUAUUGUUUAAUUUAGUUAACUAACUCUAUAUAGGUUGAAAUAACAGCUUUGGUUUUAUCCUCCAGCAACCACUAACAAGCGGUUGACACCUCAGCAUCCCCCCUGAUUUAAAACCCAAUAAAGAUGUUGUCUCUGUAAACUGUGUCCGCUCCACGUGGUUACUGCAGACGCCAUUGUGGAGUUAUUUGUGCAUUUAUUGCAACCCUUAAAAUGUCAUUGCACAACUGGGGUCGUAGGAUGAAAGAAAGCCAUUUUCGUAUUUAAACUUGUCAAGUGAAUUACAGGAAAUUGCCUGCGGAUCUGAAUCUGGGCGUCCAGACGGAUUGUACAGGUGGGUAUCGCUGACUUCUCGACAGGCUUUAUCAGAAGAAUUAACAAAUGGGAUUAGUGAGCAAGAAAAAUCUUCCCAAGAGCCAUCUGCUAAGCCACCAGCUCAAAGCUGCGUGAUCGCAACCCUCCACAGCCAAGAAAGCAUUUACGAUACACUCACAUUAAUUUAACUUGAAGUUUUGAUAACCGUAUGAGUUUUGGUGGGACGGGAUGCCCGAAUUACAACCAUAAGACUGAUUUUCUUUAAGAAGUACUAAAAAGAAGGAUUAAUGAUGCCUGAUGUAUUGAAAUACAUUUGGUGGGCUUUAAUUUUAACAGGACACUUUUAUGUAAACACAGGUAUGUAUUUACUGUACAUAAGAGUCUUUAAGGUGAUGCUUGCUGUUCGUGACCAUAACUCUUUUUGUUCUCCAUCAGAUGCAAUUGAUGCAAGUCACAGGGAUUAUUUGGCAAAUGGAUAUACAACGAUUUUGGACACCAAUAACUCAUCUGCCGCAGUUAAAGGUGAAACGUUGGCCCACGAAUCUGUAAAAGAGUGGAAAAGCGCUCUGUCCCGACGAAAAAGGGACUUGCUGUUCCCCAGUGGAGUUAAACUGUGUUCACACGAAACCGUGCAGCAGGCGGUGCAGAAUCAUUUGAAGUACUUCAACCUACGAGUGUGCCAGGAGACGGUGUGGGAAGCUUUUAAGAUCUUCUGGGAUCGUUUGCCAGGGAAAGAUGAGUACCAGAUCUGGAUGCAAAAAUGUCAGGAUGGUAGUGUCAGUGUGUAUGACAUUGGCAAGACCUUUAGCGAAUCGGCUGAACACCUCACUGUCAUUGAAAGGAGGAUAGGAAUGGCUUCAACGACAACAAGUGCCCCCACCAGCCCAUGGCAGCCUGAAUGCAGACAUCAGACGACGACAAUCUCACCAACACAAGCAAAUGUGGUCACAACCCAGCAAGUCAGCAUUGUGCUCCCUGAGGCUCUAACAGAUUCACAGGACAUUACAUCGCAAACCACCGCAGAUCAAAUCCAAAGUACCACUAUAGCUACAAAGCCUAAAAUGAUCACCCCAGACAAUGAUUUUACCACAACCUUUGAGGACUUGGGGAUAAGCAGUAAUACAGAGCCUACAAGUGAAAAACCUAAUUCAGAAAUUGAACAGAAGGUGGGACCGGACACUACUGAAGAAACGAAGACCGCAGAUUAUACCAUUCAACAUACAUCGCCUGACGCUGAGCCUGAUAGCACAUUUGAGCCUGAACUUCUCACAACCUCGCCAGGGAUAAGUACUAAUGCUCCUACAGUAGUGCCCACUAAAUCCCAUAAAGAGCUUAAUUUAGUAACCAAACUGGAAGUGGGGGAGGAUGCUACUGAAAGUCCUGUUGGAACAGUAGAUGUUACCAUUCAGUAUGUAGAAGUUGUUUCAUCAGAAGAUACUUUGAGAACUUCAGUUGCUUACAAGCCUGAUCUUCCCGCAGGCUUUGAAGAAGAGCUUAACUCACCGGGGAUAAGCACUAUUACACCUGCAGUAGUCACUUAUGAAUCCACUGAAGACCUUACUUCAGAAAGCGAACUUGAUGUGGCACAGGAAGGUCCUGUUACAUUGAUGGUCACUCAUAAAACACUAAUAGCUUCGUCUUCAGUAGAUGUUCAGGGUGUCUUACUGGAGAGUCCUGUAGAGAUGACUCCUACAGGUCUGGCAGAGGUUUCACCUGACACCACCACAGGAUGGUUGAAUGGUUCAGAUGUGCCAGAAAUGCUAGCAUUGACAACGCUUACUACAUUACAUAAGGCUAAUACAGAUGAUACAGGAGAAGAUCCCCUUGAGGACACCUCUGUUGCGAAGGACGUUACUGCCGUAGUAACGUUAUUUAACAGAGAUGAUAAGGAGACACUUCACGGUAAAGAAGACAAGUUUGUACCAACAGUAGGAUCACUAGUUGAUACCACAGAGAGUAUGGUUGAGGAUAUCAUAACCAUAUUACCAGAAGUUGUUAAGGUGACGACUAGAGAAACACCAAAAGUUAUGGAAGAAACUGAGAAGAACGACCUAGCUGACGUUUCACUGUAUGAAGACACACCUACUGCUGACAGAGACGAAUUUGUAGUUGAAGAUGUGACUGCUAUUGAGAAAUGGGGUGUGAUGACAACAGACAUACCAGAAGUUACUGGAUUUACAUUUAAAGACAUUGGGACAAGCACAGAAAUAGUGCUUAACAACAAACCUAAAGAUUUUGGGGGAGACACAAGUAAAGAGAAUUUCACUGAAGCUGCCAACUUCAAUGAGUUUCCUGAAGUUAUGACAAAUGUUUUGGUUAAGGAGACAUCACCAGAAACCUUAACCCUAAUCACACCUGAGGCCACAACUGUAACAGGUCAUGAAGUUACACUUGAUACUGCUUUUGAGAAUGGUACUCCUGAACUGGACAUUGCAGAGUUUGUUACCAAAGACAUGAGAGAUCUAGUACAAAAAGGAACACCUGAACCUGGUGAAGGUGGAAAGGGUCCAUACGAGAUUCCUAAAGACACAAUGCCAGAUGUUACAGAGGUGGAUACACGGACGACUGCCGUAGAUACGGACACAAAGGGUUAUGAAGUUACAGAACCAUCUGAGAUUCUUCAGAAGGUGAACAUCACAGUAGACCUAUCUGAGACCAGAGGAGACAGUUUACCUAAAGUCAUAACAGAGACAUUUACGGUUGUUACAGAAACAGCAGAUGUCAAAACAAACACGACCGGUGUUAUAUCUCAAGUACCUGAUGUUCUACUUAAGCCAAGUGAAGUAAUAACUAAAACCCCAGAGGUCACACAUCAGACACCUGUGUUCACAUCUAAGCUCUUACCGGAAAUAGUUUCAGAGACACCCGAGAAGAUACCGGAGAUAACAGACACGCCUGAUGUUAUAUCUGACAUGCCUGUAGACAUACCUGAAUUAGAGAAGGAUGAAAACCCAACGCCCGACUUGAAAGUUGAGGACAUCACAGUUGUACAAAAUGAUUUGACGACUUCCAUUCAAAAAAGUUUUUCAACUUCGGUACAAACCUCAUCAAAGGAUAUUUCGAAUGACAUUCUAGAUGAAAACAACCUGAUUGGUAAUGAAAUUGAUGAUAUCCUCGUCCGACCCAUUCGUCCUGUGAGAGACCAUAAGCUGGAGCUGAGCAUUAAACUGAAAGGAGAAAUUUAUGAUAAUGCUUUAAGAGAUCCAUCAAGUUCCUACUAUCAAAGCCUUUCCAAGCAGUUCAUUGAGAAAAUUGAAGACAUUUUUGAAAGGCUCCCAGGUUUCAAGAAAAUAUAUGUCCUUGAGUUUAGUCCACAAAAGGACAUCGAAGGAGGCCUGGCAGUAGUGGUGCACUAUGCCGUCGUUCUUGAAGGAGAUGCUGCAGGGAUAAGCAACGAGACAAUGGAUUACAUUAAUUUGCAUUCAAAUAAGGUCGAGAACUCAUUCACAGAUCCCGAGGAGCUACCUACCGUGGUGUACACCAUCACCGACUUCCGGAACUACAUCACCGAGGCCCUCCACAGGGAAAAUUUUGUCGGAAACUCGACCCUAGAUGUGGACCCCGAUUCUUUGCAACUGAAAAACGUGGAGACAUUGCCGCCUUCCAAACCAACCAGCAGACCGCUUGACUCCAGCAACAUGAUGGACAAUGUUCUUGCCUCAGAAAAACCACCAGACGUUCCUGAAUUAUCCAGCAAUGACAUCUAUAUCACAAAACAUGACUUUUUUGACCCUCUUCGCACUUUUGAUGGACAAGGUGACGACACAAAUGUGAAUGAUGUCAUCGUCUUUGAGGAAAGUUCCACAAUUUCUCCUGCAGAGACGUCUUUAAAGAACUUGAAUAUUGAGCUUACAUCUAAAUCUGAGGCGUCAAGCGGUGUACCAGCUCGUGGCACAGAAAGUGAAUCUAUUCUUGAAGAGGAGGGAUUUCUACAAACUGCAACUACACCCAGUACCAUCAUAGAUACUGUAACUGAAGAUGCCUUACCUGCAGAAUCAAUACAGAGGCCAAAUGCCACACCAGUUCCCCUUGUAGAUUCUCCCGGUGUGGAGGUUACAACUCUUGGUGAACUGACAGAUCUGGGUUCAGGCUCAGGUUUCUCUGGGGAUGAGCAAGGUGUUGACAUCUGGCCCUGGGUGUCUGAAACACCCUAUAAAGAUGCUGAGGUACAUAAACCCAAGGAAGAUCCAGAAAAUAUAGAUGGACCACUUGAGCCUCCUCACCAAGAACCGACAAGUGAGGACACAUUCUUGGACAGGAUUCCUGUGACGCAAGGCAUUCAUGCCAAUCCUCACUACACAACAACUGACCAGGCCCCGGUGUUCUGGACUACGGAGACUCUGGCUGUCGAGCUUUCCGUGCAGACACAAGUAGCACCUGAUGAUUAUUUUCCAAAUGAAUCUACCACUAUGGUUACACAUGUAACCGAACAACCCUUGCUACGUGUCUACACCACAGCAUAUGCAGAUGGAUCACCAAGUCUUGAUACAAAGAGUUCACCUGUUCAUAAGGACUUCACAGAAAGUAUAUCAUCUACAGUGAUGCCACCAAGCACAGCAAUAGAGGUAAAAGAAGAGUACACUCCUUCAACAGAAAACAAACAGAAUCAGGAAGAUUUGGGUACAACAGUGGCCUCAACGACAACAAUAAAACAUAUCCCCUCCACCACACAACUGCCUGCAAACCCAAACCUUGAUAUUGUGUAUGGGGAAAAUAUUAUCAGUGUUUCAGAAGCUAUUAGGGAACAUAAUGUUGACGUGUUACCCACAGUCCUAUGGUCAGAUAUGGAAGAAGUUAAAAUUCUAGAUGAAGUCUUGGGGGACAUCAAGAUUUUGUCUACUGAAAGUUCAGUGACUGAACUUUCUGAAAAGGAUUUAUUUGAGGAGGAGAUCAUAGUCGCAACAACAGCCACUCCAACAAGAGUCACAGAGGGACUCAAUUUAGAUCAUUCGACAUCCCUAAUUCCUGAGAAGGAGUCCCCGUUUACACGUGUAUCACAUUCAUCAGCGGAUGAGCAUGAACUUGCACCCGUUUCAACUACAGAACCUACACACACCCAAUCAUCUACUGAUUGGUUUGUUAAAGAGAUGACUCCAGACAAUAAUGUGGAUGCUUAUACUGCAACUCACUUUAGUAUUCAAGAGGAGCCUAUUUUACCUAAGAAGGCUGAAGAUGGGGACUCAACUGGAAUAUUUUACUCAUCCACAAUUACUGUCAUUUCAGAACAAUCAGAGACAAACCCUAGUUCAAUGACUCUACCGCCACUUUAUCAACCAACUUUUACACCUACCGACCAGAAUGUUGAUGCAGAAGAAACUUUAAAUGAUUCAGUACAAGAAAACAGUACAAGAAAAGUUUUCAGCCCACCUUCUGAAACCGUGAACUCUGGGAGUACUACUGUUAAUGUUCCUAUUUCAGUUAACUCCAACAUAACAGAAAUUGAUGUUUCAUUUGACGCCUUCCCAUAUGAUGGGUCAAGCGACGAUGAAGAUGGUGGUAGUGGGUUAGCUCAUGGGACGGACAUGGCAAGUAUUGCCUUGCCAGCCAGUCCUGGCAGGGCACUGAUAGUGUUUUUCAGUCUCAGGGUCACCAACAUGAUGUUUUCAGAAGAUCUGUUCAACAAGAGCUCCACUGAAUACAAGGCUCUCGAGCAGCGCUUUCUGGAGCUGCUUGUGCCAUAUUUACAGUCCAACCUCAGCAAUUUCCAAAAUUUGGAGAUCUUGAACUUCAGGAAUGGCAGCAUUGUUGUAAACAGCAGGAUGAAAUUUGGAAAGCCAGUUCCCCAUAGUGUGACGACAGAAGUGUACCUUAUCCUCGAGAACUUCUGUAACACCGCUUACAAAACAAUGAACCUUGCCAUAGACAAAUACUCACUAGAUGUUGAAUCAGGGGAACAGGCGGAUCCAUGUAAGUUCCAAGCAUGUAAUGAGUUCUCGAAAUGUUUGGUCAAUCGAUGGUCUGGCGAGGCGGAGUGCGUUUGUGACGCUGGCUAUUUUAGCGUGGAUGGGCUCCCAUGUCAGAGCAUCUGUGAAAUACAGGAAGACUUCUGCCAGAACGAUGGGAAAUGUGAUAUCAUACCUGGAAAGGGAGCCAUCUGCAGGUGUCGUGUUGGUGAGAACUGGUGGUACCGUGGUGAACACUGUGAGGAGUACGUGUCAGAACCGCUGGUAGUCGGCAUUGCCAUUGCGUCGGUCGCUGGGUUCCUCCUCGUGGCCUCAGGCGUGAUCUUUUUCCUCGCCAGAACUCUGCGAGACCAAUAUGACACAGAUGAUUCAGAAGACCCUUUGCGGCAUCUGGACAGCAUGCCAUCUCUAGAGCGAGCCACUAAAUACAACCCCAUGUUUGAAAGUGAAAUAACAUUGGGCUGCAAUCAGUAUUACCGUCGUUACCCAGAAGCCUCUGCUUACAGCAACGGCAGCGUUGAGAACUCCACAGACUUCAGCAGCGAGGAAAUCAAACAUAUUUAUGAGAACAGUCAACUUACAAAAGAGGAAAUCCAGGACCGUAUUCGCAUCAUCGAGCUCUACGCCACAGACCGACAAUUUGCAGAUUUUGUCCGACAUCACCAGGUGGCACUUGACGCUCGACGAGAGAGCUCUUCCAAAUAAAGCUGAAAACCAAAUCUCCGUUCAACCCAAGACACUUGCCUUUUGUCUUGAAUGCAAGAAGAGGUCCUCAUUUGCCACAUUAGACUUUGCGGGGAUGUAAUCUGCAAAGAUGUACAGUAAAUGGACUAAAGAUGUGAUUAUAUUCUUUUAUGGACAUGCUUUGAACCAUUACAAGGAUGGAUAUACACUUUGGAGAAGUAUAUGAAUUGUGAUCUUAUUUAGUAAAGUUAUGUAUUUGUGUUUUUAUGUGGAUUAUGAAUAUACUGUACAGGAUGUUUUGCAUGAAGUUUUAAUCUUUAUUGUUUGUGUUGUUAUGGCCAUUCUGUGUAAUUAUACAACCCUAGACAUUUCGUGGUACGAAAUAUUUGAUUUAUUUAUUCAUGUUCAUGGAUACGGUUUUCCUCUAUAUUUCAAGUCAUUGUGCACAAAUGUCUUUUUCGUGUCAUUUGGCACGAAUUUCUAUUUGAAGAGUUUGGUUCCAAAACGCAAUAAAUCAAUUUUGACUAA
Messenger RNA from Misgurnus anguillicaudatus (oriental weatherfish), 7542 nucleotides. NCBI's taxonomy places the organism in Eukaryota, Metazoa, Chordata, Actinopteri, Cypriniformes, Cobitidae. The record is from RefSeq and is a predicted model, not a curated record.